AUGGUACAUCCCAUGCAACUGGAAGAGCAGGCGAAGAAGAAACUAGAAGAAUUCCUGCAGAAUGUCCAAAACACAGACUUUCUGUGGUUGGAUGAGAUUCUUGAAGAGGCUAUCAAGAUGUUUAGAAACAAUUCUGACGGAGAGCCGGAGAUGAUGCCAAAAACUCCAUCACAGAAAAAUCGCCGGAAGAAGCGUUUUUCUUCUGUUAAGAAAGAUAGUUUUUCUAAAAAGAGAUUGUCAAAAAGAACAGCUACCCAAUCUUCUAAACGAAUUUCCCAACAAUCCCAACAGAAAAAAGACUUGGAAAUUACGAAGACUGAUGAAGACUAUAAUUCUCCUUGUCGUCGUGUGACUAGAUCUCAGGCUCUUAAAUCCGCCAGACACUCAGAUGCUGCUCUUAAGAAUUCAGCUAUCCAUUUAGCCAAAGGGCGGAUCCCACUAGUUGAAAUCAGCAUUAAUGAGAGAAACAGUGCAGAAUUCCAACUCAACAAAACACCACCCGAGAAGACUGCUUUGACCUUCACACUAUCAUCUGAUAAGUCCCCUAAAAGGAGAUCACAAGCUUUGUCCAAAGUUUCUUUGCUUGUGGUCCCAGACACCCCUGAAGCAAAAAUAAUGAAAGAGGGACGGGAAGCCUGCAAGCUGAAAAUAGCAAAUGCUUCCAUUGCCAGAACCACUGAGAAUAAAGAAGCCAAUGCUCAGGAGGAGAACUCGUGUGUCCAGCAGCAUUUCACACUGGAAACCACACAAAGCAUAAGUGAGAGUCCACAGACGCCCACAGCUCCAAAAGCAAACCGUCACUCUGUUCGGCGAAGCCUGAUUGGUAGGAACCCCAAGAACUGCCAAGCCUCUCUGGUUGAGAGAUGCUCACUAAGUGCCAAAAGGGAAAGAAUGGUCCAGAAAUCGAUUGGUAGGACUCUUUCUAAGCGUAAAACAACCCAGCGGUCCCCAUCUGCCAGUAGGCGUAUGAGCUCCCAGACUGCUAUGGAGAAAUUAGUGGAUGAACAAAUUUCUGAAUCUGGACCAGAGUUGGAUCCUGCAUCUCAUUCUCAAGAGGCCAGCCUGACUGCAACUGCCACACCUCGAGAAGAACAGGAAGGAGGAGACUGCAAAGAGGGCCCCUCUGAAAAGUGUAAGGAGAUGCAAAUGCAGCCGCAGAGUGCCAGGAGAAAGGCAAGCUAUAAGAGAGCAGUUAGCGAGCUUGAUGAUGGACAGCCCAUGGAGGAUGAGCUCUCUCCCCCAAGGAAGAAGCCUCCAUCUCCUCAGUGUCCUGCCAGCAAGGUUGUUCGCCCUCUUAAGACAUUCUUGCACACAGUGCAUAAGAACCAGCUGCUCAUGAUGACCCCCGGCUCUGUGACCCGUAACAGUACCAUAAAAUCAUUCCUCAGACAGAACACUCCCAAGGAGAAGGAAAGGCAACGGUUAGAGAAUCUGAAGAAGAAAGAAGAAGUCGAACAACAAAGAAGGCUGAAAUUGGAGGAGGAAAAAAGACGGCGGUUGGAGGAGAUGAAACGGAAGCGUGAAGAGCGCCUUCGCAAGGUGCUGCAGGCUCGGGAACGGGUAGAGCAGUUGGAAGAGGAGAAAAAAAAGAAACUUGAGCAAAAACAUGCUCAGCAUGUGGAGAAGAAUGAGAAGGUGCGAGAGGAAAAGAUGGCAGAAGACAAAGUGAAGAAGAAAGUGGCUGCCAAGAAGUUGGAAGAGCUUGAAGCACGGCGCAAACAAGAAGAAGCCCGGAAGCAGAGAGCUCUGCAGCUGGAGGAAGAAGAGCAUAAACACAAGGAGCUACUGCAGAAGAAAAAAGAGGAGGAGCAAGAGAAAGCUAGGAAGAUUGCUGAACAGCAUCAGGCAGAUCUGGAAAGGGAGAAACAGCUGUCUGCUGAGAGAGAACUAGAGAAGAAGAGAGAGCAGGAAAAGCUUCAAGCACAGCGGGAGCACGAACGGCAAGAGAAAGAGAAAGCUGCUAGUUUGCAGAGAGAGCUCUUAGCAGCAGCAAAGGAGAAGGAACGGCUCAAAAAAGAGAUGGAGGAGAAAGAGAGGAUAUUGGAACAACGGAAGCACGUGGAGCAGCAGCUAAAAGAGUUGGAAGCGACAGCAGUAACAGCUCCUGUACGGUUGAAUGUGACUAUGGAUGUUGAGAGCUCGCUUGCCUGUAAUUCAUAUCAGAUGACACCACAAGGCCCCAAACAACCCAAGCUUGAUUUGAAUAAUUAUGGGAUGGAUUUGAACAGUGAUGAUUCAACUGAUGAUGAGAGCCAGCCCCGCAAACCCAUUCCUGCUUGGGCUACUGGAAAUCAACUAAGCCAAGCAAUCAUACAUCAAUAUUAUCAUCCCCCUGACACAAAAGUGCUUUUUGGAGUUGUGAAGAGUCCCAAAUUGGAAGAAAUCUUCUAUAAGAGCAAGCCACGAUAUUUCAAGCGUACUAGUUCUGCAGUGUGGAACUCACCCCCAUUCCCAGGUGGCAAGUCUGUACCAUCUACUUUCAAGAGAUGCUGAUACCUUUUAGAUACAGUUUGGUAUUGUUUGGUAUU
Molecule: messenger RNA, 2528 nt
Organism: Varanus komodoensis (Komodo dragon)
Lineage: Eukaryota; Metazoa; Chordata; Lepidosauria; Squamata; Varanidae
Gene: INCENP
Product: inner centromere protein
Exons: 17
Coding region: 1-2493 (830 amino acids)
Biological process (GO): meiotic spindle midzone assembly; positive regulation of protein serine/threonine kinase activity; mitotic cytokinesis
Cellular component (GO): chromosome passenger complex; kinetochore; midbody
Molecular function (GO): protein serine/threonine kinase activator activity
Source: RefSeq, a predicted model, not a curated record